Sorex fumeus (smoky shrew) is the source of this 1023-nucleotide messenger RNA. RefSeq names its product olfactory receptor 52E4-like. Gene Ontology annotation, cellular component: membrane. Gene Ontology annotation, biological process: G protein-coupled receptor signaling pathway. The record is from RefSeq and is a predicted model, not a curated record. Lineage: Eukaryota; Metazoa; Chordata; Mammalia; Eulipotyphla; Soricidae. The transcript has a single exon. Gene Ontology annotation, molecular function: olfactory receptor activity; G protein-coupled receptor activity. Bases 1 to 1023 code for a protein of 340 amino acids.
AUGGUUUCUUCAUUGAUUUCUCAGGUAUUUGUCCAGGGUGCCACCAUGACUGCUUGCAACACCACACAGGGUCAUCCUUCUUUCUUCAUUCUCCAAGGCAUUCCUGGUAUGGAAGACAUACACUUAUGGUUGUCUAUCCCCUUCUCUUCCAUGUACUUCAUCACUGUUCUGGGGAACUGCACCAUCCUCUUCACCAUCUCCACAGAGCGUGCCCUGCACAAGCCUAUGUUUCUGCUCCUCUAUAUGUUAGCCCUCACAGAUCUGGGCAUGUCCACAACCACCAUUCCCAAGGCCCUCUGCAUCUUCUGGUUUAGCCAAAGUGAGAUCAGCUUUGAAGGCUGCCUGGUCCAGCUGUUCUUCAUUCACUCCAUCUCUGUCAUGCAGUCUGCCAUUCUGAUGAGCAUGGCCUUUGACCGCUAUGUGGCCAUCUGUGAACCCCUGCGCUAUGCCACCAUCCUGUCCAAUAGUCGCAUAGCGCUUAUAGGUCUGGUCAGUUUAGUAAGAGCCAUCCUGUUCAUCCUUCCAAUGCCUGUCCUCCUCCAGCAGAUGCCCUUUCGUGCCAAUAAUGUCAUCCCCACCACCUAUUGUGAGCACAUGGCUGUGGUGAAGAUGGUGUGUGUGGACACCACGAUCAACAGGAUAUAUGGUCUUGUGGUGGCCUUGUUUGUUGUUGGACUAGACAUCUCAGCUAUUGCUUCAUCUUAUGUGCUAAUCAUCAGAGCUGUAAUGCGUCUCUCUUCUAAGGAAGCCCACCACAAAGCAGUGAACACCUGCACCACCCAUAUUUGUGUUAUGCUUGUCUCCUACACACCCUCUCUUUUCUCCUUUCUUACUCAUCGCUUUGGCAGGGGAAUUCCACCUCAUGUCCAUGUCAUUCUUGGUAACCUUUACUUCCUGAUACCACCAAUGCUCAAUCCUAUUAUUUAUGGAGUAAAAACCAAGGAGUUUCGAGAAAAGCUAUCUAAAUAUGGGUGCUGGAGAAAGGAUCCCAUGACCAUUUCCCAUGGUCAGAAAGGAGUUUGA